AUGCCUAUCACUCGCCAAAGAAGAAGAUCUGAUAAAUCGGUCCUUCUGCCUGGUAUCCCCAUGGAUGAGAAGCGAUCUAGAGGAUCUAGGGCAUCUGGCCCUAGCCCCAGUCGUGUUACCAAGUCCGCUGUAAAGAAAGGGAAGAAGAGGGUGCAAGAUGCAAGUCUGCCCCAUUUUGCACUUGCGAACGACCUCCUCGCGCGUGGGGAAGGGCUACGUCGUCCCGGAACCCUUUCAUUGCAUGGUCAAGUUUUCAAGCCACCGAAAGUAUGGGGACACCGUGACGAGCCUAUAAACGAUCCUAGCAUGCUACCUAAAGGAUGGUCUUCAAGCGAGACAGAUCUUGCCGAGGAUGAUGUCGACGGUCAAAUUGAAAGAUGUUACAGACGCAUCGAUGAGGGAAUCAUGCCUGAUAUUUUCCGGGACAGGUUGGAAAUGUACCAAAAUAUCAAGCUGAGACAGACAGAAAUGAUCAACUCCGAGCCUAGCGGUCUUAGCUGGGAAGUCAUUCAACGCCUUGAUUGUCUGAAGAAGGUCAAAGCGAGCUUCUAUGAGUUGGGAAAUGACAAUGGGAAUACCCCCAACGUGAUAGCCAUUAUGGCUGCCUACCGGUCUGGGAACCUUGUCUGGGAUAAAGAGAAGGUCACUUACUGGGCACACGGAAAAAUGGUUGGCGGUCCCAAGAAGAUGGAAAUGGAAGAGUUUUACGCUCUUAGUAGGCAGCUUGGCCCAGAGGGUAUUUGGGUAGAAGGAAUGGACGACUACAAACCAGAACCGAUGUAUCUGUUCUUCUACAUGCCCCCGCUCCAGAGAGGGUACGCCAUGCAUGAGUUUAUCGUAUCGAUCCGAAAUCCUAACACUUGGCAAAAAAACACAUGGCAACAUACCGUACACCUCAAUGUUAUAGAGGAUACUGGUGCUAUAGCAAUGAAGAUUCACCAGUCCGAUAGACUCUACAUUGAACGACUGAGUGGCGCCGGUCUGCCUGUCACUGGUACAACAAGAAUGGGCACAGCGGCUGGUGAGGUCCCGGUGGAUAAUGUGGUAUUGCAAGUCAAUGUCUUCCACAAUGAUCAGCCACUCCUCCCCCGGUGGACUGAUAUUCGAGCUUGUAUAACCCGUGAGCCCGGCGAUGCUUCUACGGGUUUGCGGCUAUCUGGUCUCUGGCUUCACCAUAUGCUAUAUUGUUUGAGUGUGCCUAAUAACUCUGAAGCUAUGUACGUGGGAACUGACCUCCCUGAAAUAUUGGCAAAUGUGCCACUUUGCAAUCCAGCAUACGCAAUACCGCCAUCCACUGAUCCUAUUUGA
This is a messenger RNA of Penicillium psychrosexuale, 1308 nucleotides long. RefSeq lists its product as uncharacterized. The record is from RefSeq and is a predicted model, not a curated record. The transcript is spliced from 6 exons. Bases 1 to 1308 code for a protein of 435 amino acids. Lineage: Eukaryota; Fungi; Ascomycota; Eurotiomycetes; Eurotiales; Aspergillaceae.